CGCGCGGCGACUCGGAUGGGUGCAGGCAGCAGCGGAGACCGCGGGCGAGCGGAUAGCAUGGCUGCUGCGGCGGUGACCACCGGGCUCGGGGCGCCAGAGCCCAUGCCGAGUUAUGCACAGAUGUUGCAAAGAAGCUGGGCCUCGGCGCUGGCGGCGGCACGGGGCUGCGGGGACUGCGGCUGGGGACUGGCGCGCCGCGGCCUGGCGGAGCACGCGCACCUGGCUGCACCCGAGCUGCUGCUGGCCGUGCUCUGCGCGCUAGGGUGGACAGCGUUGCGCUCGGCAGCCACCGCGCGCAUCUUUCGGCCCCUGGCCAAGCGGUGUCGUCUGCAGCCUAGAGAUGCCGCCAGGUUACCUGAGAGCGCCUGGAAGCUUCUGUUCUACCUGGCCUGUUGGAGCUACUGCGCCUACCUGCUCCUGGGCACCAGUUAUCCUUUCUUCCAUGACCCACCCUCUGUCUUCUAUGACUGGAGGUCGGGCAUGGCCGUGCCUUGGGACAUAGCGGUUGCCUACCUGCUGCAGGGGAGUUUCUACUGCCAUUCCGUCUAUGCCACCGUGUACAUGGACAGCUGGCGCAAGGACUCCGUGGUCAUGCUGGUGCACCACGUCGUCACCCUGCUCCUCAUCGCCUCCUCCUACGCCUUCCGGUACCACAACGUAGGCCUCCUGGUGUUCUUCCUGCAUGAUGUCUGCGACGUGCAGCUGGAGUUCACCAAGCUCAACGUGUAUUUCAAGGCCAGGGGCGGGGCCUACCAUCGCGUGCACGGGCUGGCGGCCAACCUGGGCUGUCUCAGCUUCUGCUUCUGCUGGUUCUGGUUCCGCCUCUACUGGUUCCCGCUCAAGGUUCUGUAUGCCACCUGCCACUCCAGCCUGCAGUCUGUGCCUGACAUUCCAUACUACUUCUUCUUCAACACGCUGCUUCUGCUCCUCAUGGUCAUGAACGUCUAUUGGUUCCUGUACAUUGUGGCUUUCGCAGCCAAGGUGCUGACUGGUCAGAUGCGUGAACUGGAAGACCUGAGGGAAUAUGACUUGCUGGAAGCUCCGACAGCCAAGCCCUGCAAAGCCCAGGAGCCGCUGAGGAACGGCCUGGCGAAGGACAAGCUCUUCUGAGUCUCUCUUCCUCAACUCCCGCCAUCCAGCA
Molecule: messenger RNA, 1141 nt
Organism: Apodemus sylvaticus (European woodmouse)
Lineage: Eukaryota; Metazoa; Chordata; Mammalia; Rodentia; Muridae
Gene: Cers1
Product: ceramide synthase 1
Exons: 7
Coding region: 16-1110 (364 amino acids)
Biological process (GO): ceramide biosynthetic process
Cellular component (GO): membrane
Molecular function (GO): sphingosine N-acyltransferase activity
Source: RefSeq, a predicted model, not a curated record